Messenger RNA from Oppiella nova, 1293 nucleotides. NCBI's taxonomy places the organism in Eukaryota, Metazoa, Arthropoda, Arachnida, Sarcoptiformes, Oppiidae. The record is from the annotation of a GenBank genome assembly.
AUCAGUAAUGAUGCCAAUAAAUUGGACUUGCUAAAACCAACACCCAGUGAACAAGCAUGGAAUCAUACAGGCCAAAUAACGUGGGUAGUAUUGGCGUCCGGCGCUAACACCUGGGAUAGAUAUGCUGAUCAGGCAAAUGUAUACCACGCUUAUCAAAUGAUACACGCUCACGGUAUACCUGAUGAGAAUAUCAUAGUAUUUCACUACGAUGACCUGGCUGACAAUCCUAGUAACCCUUACCCUGGUACGGUAAUAAAUCUACCUGGUGGACCCGACGUUUAUAAGGGUGUACCCAAAACUUAUACGAAAACUGAUGUAACCCCAGAGAAUUUUUUGGCUGCCCUUAGAGGCGAUGAGAAACUUGAAAAGUCUGGCAAAAAAGUUGUCAAGAGUGGACCCAACGAUCGCAUAUUUGUUUUCUUAAAUGGUGCUCAUAGUGGUGAACAAACUGUAAUGUUUCCAAACGGUGUACUGCACGCCCAGGACUUGAAUAACGUAUUGAUUGAUAUGCAUAAGCAAAAUAGGUUCAAGGGAAUGACCUUUUACCUCGAUUCAAGUUAUUCAGGCUCUAUGUUUGACAAACUCCUACCUAAUAAUAGUAAUAUAUACGCGGUAACAACUUCUCGACCUGACCAGUUAACUUAUUUAUGUUACAACGACUCUAAAUGGGGAACUUAUCUAGCCACUGAAUUUGCUAAUGCAUGGCUUAAUGAUAGCGACCACAGCGAUUUGAGCAAGGAACUUUUAUCGGAACAAUUUGAAUUUAUUCACAAGUACCAGGUUUAUGAGGUGGCUAUGCAAUACGGAGACUUGUCUAUUGUAAAUGAAACUGUUGGCACUUAUAUGGGUAAUAAAAAAGUACCAAGUCAAACCUCAAUACAAACAGCGUGUAAGUCGGUUCCAGUACCUGAAGCACCGGUAUAUAGAUUACAGAGACUCAUAACGAGUACAAACAAUAUUGAGUUGAAACAAAAAUAUGUCACAGAAUUGGAGGGUUUGUUAAGCCGUCGGAAACUAAUGGAUAAACAGAUCGAGGAAUACGUGAAUGAAUUGCCGGCAAUUGACGCCAAUAUCACAUUGAAUGGCAAACUAGAGCUCAAUAACAGAGACUGUUAUAAACAAUUGGUUAACACUUUCUAUCAUAAGUGUUAUAAUUUAUCAAAGAAUACAUACGGAAUCCAAAAAUUGCAAACAUUUGUGAAUAUUUGCGAACAAAUGCGUGACUCGAGUGAUGCGGACAUUGCUGUCAACCGAUUGAUACAAUACUGCGAUAGAAAUGUUUAUUACAACUGA